AUGAGGGUAUACAAUGUGGGUGUCCUAAUGGCCUCACACCUGGACAGCCCAUUUGAUCUGGAAAGGUGUGGACCAGCAGUUGAUUUAGCUCUAACUGAGGUCAACGAGUUCCUGUCUUUGCAUAACGUUCAACUACAAAAAGUCCAGGGCAGUUAUCCGUCAUGCAGCGGUGCUCGAGCACCAGGUUUAGCAACAGAUAUGUAUUUUCGUGACAAUGUAAUUGCCUUCAUUGGUCCAGCCUGUGCUUUUGCAUUAGAACCUGUUGCGAGACUAGCUGCUUACUGGAACACCCCAAUUAUAACAGGAAUGGGAGACCAGCCACCGUCACAGGGAGAAUUAUCUGUAACAUCAGGAAUUCUUGGAAGAAAAUGGAAAAACGAAUCCUCGGGUAUUUUCAAAGACAAAAGCAAAUAUCCAACAUUAACAAGGAUGUCCUAUUGUCAAUGUCGUUUGAGACUCGUGUUUUCGAGUAUUUUUAAAGAAUUCGGCUGGUCCCAUGUCGCUCUCAUUUUGGAUAGAUCCGACUUAUUUUCAUUGACAGUAGGAAAAAAUUUGGAAUAUGGUUUGAGAAAAGAGGGCCUUCUGAAGUUUGUCAGAGAACUCGAUGGAAAUUCUGACGAAGAAUCUUAUCAUCUUUACUUACGAGAUGCUAGCAUGUAUGCAAGAGUGCUAAUCUUGAGUGUUCGAGGCACCCUCGUGAGGAAAUUUAUGUUAGCAGCACAUGCCUUGGGAAUGACCAGAGGAGAAUGGACAUUUUUGGAUGUGGAAAUAUUUCAGGGUUCGUAUUGGGGUGACCAUGAUUGGGAAGUGGGAGACAGGGAAGAUUCAACAGCUAGGAAAGCCUACGAGGCCCUUUUGAGGGUCUCCCUUCUUCAGCCAACAAGUCCUAGAUUUCAGGACUUUGCCGAAGAUGUUAGGCUGAGAGCCCAAUCCGAUUAUAAUUACACUUUCUCGGAGGGUGAGGAGGUGAACUUUUUCAUUGGAGCUUUUUACGAUGGAGUAUACUUGCUCGGAAUAGCUUUGAACGAAACACUCUCUGAAGGUGGCGAUAUAAGGGACGGGAUUGCUAUUACAAGAAGAAUGUGGAACAGAGAUUUUAUUGGAAUUACUGGUCACGUUAGGAUCGAUGACAAUGGAGAUCGGGAUGCUGACUAUAGUAUUUUGGAUUUGGAUCCAAUCACAGGAAGAUUUGAAGUUGUUGCGCACUACUAUGGAAUUAAUAGAAAAUAUAAUCCAGUUUAUGGGAAAAAAAUACAUUGGCCAGGAGGAAAAGAAGGUCCUCCAGCAGAUGUUCCAGUAUGUGGCUUUUUAGGAAAUGAUGAAGCAUGUUCCUCUAAAUCAGAAGCAUACACUUUUGUUGCUUAUUCCAGUGUUGCACUUGCCGUUUUUUUAUUCGCAACAGCUGCUGCGGCCUGCGUUUUAUACAGACACCUCAGACUCUCCGCUGAUUUAAACAACAUGUCUUGGCGAAUAAGACCUGAAGAAUUACUAAUUGAAGUUGGAAGACCUUUUUCUUCAAAAAUCAAUUUACAUCAAGCUCUGUCCGAUAAUUAUGGACUUGAACAACGAAUGCGGCGUGGGUCUCAAGCUAGCUGUGGUUCUUUACCCCCGACUACUGUAUUUACCACAAUAGGAAUUUAUAAGGGUGAGAGAGUUGCUAUAAAAAAGAUUACGAAAAAGAAAGUAGUCGACGUUACGAAGAAAUUGUUGUGGGAACUGAAACAAGUCAGGGAUAUCACGUCGGAAAACACCGUAAGAUUUAUAGGUGCAUGUCUUUGUUCUCCUUCACCGACCGUUUUGAUUCUUACUGAAUAUUGUCCAAAAGGAUCUUUAAAGGACGUUCUUGAAAACGAGGCCAUAAAGCUUGAUUGGAACUUUCGGAUGUCCUUAAUUCACGACAUCGUCAAGGGAAUGGCUUACCUUCAUGCGAGUGAAGUCUCAGCUCAUGGAAAAUUGCGAUCCUGUAAUUGUCUCAUCGACGGUCGGUUCGUUUUGAAAAUAUCGGAUUUUGGUCUGAAGAAUUUAACUACACCCUUGGAUUUUAUCAUGGAUGAGAUUUAUUAUACCAAAUUGCUCUGGAUUGCGCCAGAAUUAUUGCCCUUGACAAUUAUGCCUGGUAGUGCAGCAACUCAAAAAGGAGAUGUUUACAGUUUUGGAAUUAUUCUCGAAGAAAUUGUUGUUCGAGGUGGUCCUUAUGAAGCAGCAAGGACUUACAUGACAUCGCAAGAAGUAGUGAGUCACGUGAUUACUUGCGAAACACCACCUUUCAGACCGGAGCUAGCCCCAAGAGAUUGUCCUGCAGAUAUUUUAUCCUUGAUGGAAAAAUGUUGGAACGAAGUGCCCGAAGAGAGACCGUCUUUCCACACUAUACGUGGAACUAUUCGAGGAAUCAUGAAGGGCUAUUGCGAAAAUUUAAUGGAUGAUUUACUGAGAAGAAUGGAACAGUACGCCAACAAUUUAGAAGCUUUAGUAGAAGAAAAAACCGAACAGUUAAGUUUGGAAAAACGUAGAAGUGAGGAAUUACUUUAUCAGGUUCUUCCUAGACAAGUAGCUGGUCAAUUAAUGGCUGGCGAAUUAGUUCAACCAGAACAAUUUGAAUGCGUGACAAUUUACUUUAGUGAUAUUGUGGGAUUUACUGCACUUUGCGCAGAAAGCACACCCAUGGAAGUUGUCGAUUUUUUGAAUGAUUUGUACAGCACCUUCGAUCGAAUUAUUGAAUUCUAUGACGUAUAUAAAGUGGAAACGAUAGGCGAUGCCUAUAUGGUAGUUUCUGGACUUCCUGAAAGAAACGGAGAUGAACAUGCAAGAGAAAUUGGUUUAAUGGCUCUUGCAAUUUUAGAUGCAGUUAAAUCAUUCACAAUAAUGCACAAGCCAAAUUCCCAACUGAGUGUAAGAAUUGGGGUUCACAGUGGUCCAGUUUGUGCAGGCGUUGUUGGUCAAAAAAUGCCUCAUUAUUGUUUAUUUGGUGACACUGUAAACACCGCAUCCCGAAUGGAAUCAUCCGGCCUACCACUGAAAAUUCACAUGUCAGGCGCAACAAAAAAUAUACUGGAUAAGUAUGGAACUUUUAUUUUGGAUUUACGAGGGGAAGUGGAAUUAAAAGGAAAGGGGAGAAUGACUUCAUAUUGGUUAACAAGCUGUUCUGAACCAGAUCCCAGGCCACCCACACCAAAGCACCGCAGGCAAAGCACAAGUGAAAACCUCAAUCCCUUAAUUUUUCCUCAAACUCUUCUCAAUGGAGCGAAAACCAAUAAUAACACUUUUAUUAAUUUAUCAGAAUUAUAGAAUGCGAAAAACUGCUUAGUACUAAAAUAAUGUAUUAUUCACUAUGAGAUUUGUACACUAGAACUUGGAAUUAUGACCGGUUUCGGACAUUGUUUGUAGUAGCCUUGGUUUGUAGUAGCAGUCUACUGAACAAAUACUUAAGUCGUAAAAAGUCCUCAUUGUUUUGGUGCAAAUUAAAUUUUUGUAACAAA
Messenger RNA from Belonocnema kinseyi, 3476 nucleotides. RefSeq names its product atrial natriuretic peptide receptor 1. NCBI's taxonomy places the organism in Eukaryota, Metazoa, Arthropoda, Insecta, Hymenoptera, Cynipidae. The transcript has 18 exons. Gene Ontology annotation, biological process: protein phosphorylation; receptor guanylyl cyclase signaling pathway; intracellular signal transduction. The record is from RefSeq and is a predicted model, not a curated record. Gene Ontology annotation, cellular component: membrane. The coding region runs from base 1 to 3285 and encodes 1094 amino acids. Gene Ontology annotation, molecular function: peptide receptor activity; guanylate cyclase activity; ATP binding.